This is a messenger RNA of Blumeria graminis f. sp. triticale, 1941 nucleotides long. The record is from the annotation of a GenBank genome assembly. NCBI's taxonomy places the organism in Eukaryota, Fungi, Ascomycota, Leotiomycetes, Helotiales, Erysiphaceae.
AUGAAACCCAACUACGUCUUUCCCAAAUUGAAGCUUAUGGGCUCAGUACAGGAAUCAGCGAUUCUUACAACACUGCUUUAUCUUAUUUCAGCCUCAAUUAUUAUACAUUCUGGCAAUGCUGAGUCAAGACAAUCCAAAUGCAACAAUCAACAAUGCAUCCCUAGCAGAUCAAUUUUUGACUCCGUUUCUAACAUAACGGGUUCAAAGCAAAUUUAUGAAUCGCAAUACCAGAAGAUUAACGAAGGGGUAAUGGAAAAUCAAACUACUGAGGUAAUAGACUUGAAGAAUAAUGUAAUGGUACCAAUAAAUCUUGACAAGGGACGAUUUAUUUACUUUAAAUUUGUCUAUUCUUCAUCACAGAGUACAGAAUCGCAAGUGACUCCGACGUAUCCAUCUCAGAUAGAGCUUUCUGAUGGGGAUUUGCUUGUGAGAGGAUUUGAGUCGAAUGAAGACAUCAUUCCAGAUACUUCGGCUGGUCAAGUGAACUUGUCAAAUUAUCGACAACUAUUCAUCUCAGCAACGACGUGCAAACAGCCCAGUCCUGCAUCUGGAACUGAUGACAGUCCUCCUCAGCUCCAAUUAUACAUAUCCCUUUCGAAAAAUAAUACGAUGCCAGGCCCCUUGCAGGCCGCAGAGCUUCAGCAAAUGGUUGAGCUGUACGAGGGAUAUGCAAUGCUUGCGGUUAAUAUCACUGAUGAUGUCUACAUCAGUAUUUAUGCCAAAAAUAACUCAAACUUCAAUGGGGGCUAUACAGCCCAAAUUGCCGCAUCAAUCGACCUUCCUUAUCAUAAGUAUCGGAAUAGUUCAGACCCAAAUCUCUACAUAGCAGACUACGAUGGAAACUCGGCAUUACUAUAUUCGGGACCGUUCAUUCGCAACGCAAAGAAUACGACACUCACUGAAGAAUGGAUGAAUGCGCCACCGCCAUUCAUUUUGUUCAUUAGUGACGAUCAGAAUAAAUACUUACAAGGGGUUCGAUUUUCCUAUUGUGGUUUGCAGGAGAAUGUGAAUCUUUCAGGAUCUAGUGCAGGAGUAGCAAGUAAUAUGGUUACAAGUAUCACGAUUCAAGGAAAAUCUAAUCGGCCCAGGCAACAGUUCUACAUGGAUGGAUUGAGUGCUGGUACUACUUAUACUGUAGCAUUAGCAGUGAAUGGCAAUCCCAAAGGGACUGAGGGUGCAAUUAUUGGUGGUGGUGGGACAGUGUUCAACCCGACAAGUUUCACCACCCUUACUGGCGGAAAUUGCGGGUUGAUUUAUGGUCUAACCUUCUGUGACCAGGUCGCAUAUAGCGUACCUUCUAAUCCCAAUAGGAUCUCUACCGCAUCUUCACUGGCUGCAUUCUAUGAUAACAGUACUAGAGCAAUCUACGCUAAUUUUCAGAGGGUUCUAGCGCAGACUCCUUGCGAAAUAACUUCGUCUGCUCAGUAUUCCCUCGUAAGAACGUGUCAUGAUUGUGCGGAAGCCUAUAAAGCCUGGCUUUGCGCAGUCAAUAUUCCUCGUUGUACUGACAUGACCUCCACUCUACCUUGGCUACAGACUCGCGCCGUUGACCAAGCCUUCCCAAACGGAACCUAUCUUGAUCCUUCCUUGAUAGACGUCAGUGGCUAUGGUACAACCGCUGGUAAAAACUCACGAAACACAAAUAUCGAUCAAUUUAUCAACCCUGGUCCAUACAAGGAAGUUUUACCUUGCCAAGAAUUGUGUCAUACACUUGUGUCGAGUUGUCCAGCGUCAAUAGGAUUUGACUGUCCUAGGCCUGGCCAGAUAGGGUUUAAUACAUCAUACGGUCAUAUGCCUACAGGCUCAGUCGAUGAUGGUGGAAGAAAUACAAACAUUACCUGCAAUUUUCCAGGAAAAGUUUAUUUUUCAAAUUCAAGCAAAGUAAUUUUUUACCUUCAAACUUUUAUAAUUACAGCCAUUGUUAUUCUGACAAUAGUAUAA